Acanthochromis polyacanthus (spiny chromis) is the source of this 2123-nucleotide messenger RNA. It is a transcript of the gene tagln3b, whose product is annotated as transgelin 3b. Gene Ontology annotation, molecular function: protein binding. Bases 602 to 1201 code for a protein of 199 amino acids. NCBI's taxonomy places the organism in Eukaryota, Metazoa, Chordata, Actinopteri, Pomacentridae. The transcript is spliced from 5 exons. The record is from RefSeq and is a predicted model, not a curated record.
AACGAUGCCGUGUCGCAUGCUGCUGUGCGCGCUUUGGCCGCUUGCCUUUGGGUUUGUAAAAUGUUCGCGUUGUUGCAGAAUGCGUCUCAGUGUGGCGUCGUGUUAUUAAAUGGAGACACUUUUAUUGGAUUUGCUUGAAUUUAACUCCAACUCAUGCGCUCUGACAGAGAUGCGGUGCAGACAAUCAAGUGACGACUCAACACAAAUCUUUUGUAUGCGUCAGAGAAGACUGACGUAAUUUAAUUAAACCGUAUUGCAGGCUAAAAAUAGCGAAAUCUGAGCUGUUGUACAACUGUAUGAAUGCAUGUUUUAUGAGACUGUAAACUUUCUGAUAAUCCACUUGAUUAUUUCAUUUUGUCGUGCCGACAGUCUACUGGAGGUCAUACUUGAACCAGCAUCUCUUAGGGAGCAUCACUGUGCAGGAAACGGGCUUGAUUGUUGCCAUAGCAAUUAGAGGGCUUGUCCCCGUCCGGGACAGCAGCCAUUGGACCACACCCUUCUCUGCUACAGCCUCCAGAGAUGCUCCUGGUGGAUUGGGUUGUAAGAGAGACAGGGAACCCAUACUCCACCCAUAGUACACUAGAUAGUCAGGAGACCCACCAUGGCGAACAGAGGGCCCAGCUAUGGACUGAGCCGGGAGGUGCAGGAGAAGAUCGAUCAGAAGUAUGACCCAGACCUGGAGCAGCGGCUGGUGGACUGGAUAGUCGCACAGUGUGGAGGAAACCUGGAGAAACCACAGCCGGGCAAGCAGAACUUCCAGAAAUGGCUCAUGGAUGGAACAAUUCUUUGUAGACUCAUCAACAGCCUCUAUCCAAGAGGGAAAGAACCCAUCAAAAAGAUUCCAGAGACCCAGAUGGCCUUUAAACAAAUGGAGAAGAUCUCUCAGUUUUUGCAAGCGGCAGAAGCUUAUGGAGUCACGACCACUGACAUCUUCCAAACUGUGGACCUCUGGGAAGGGAAGGACAUGGCAGCAGUGCAGAGGACCCUCAUGGCUCUGGGGAGUGUUGCAGUCACAAAGGACGAUGGUCAAUACAGAGGAGACCGAGACUGGUUCCACAGGAAAGCCCAGGGCUACAGACGAGAGUUCAGUGAAGAGCAGCUGCGCCAAGGACAGAGUCUGAUUGGCCUGCAAAUGGGCAGCAACCGUGGGGCUUCCCAAGCUGGAAUGACAGGCUAUGGCAUGCACCGUCAGAUCAUGUAGACCACUUACUGGGCUAACUUGUUCCCCUGCUUCCAGACCUUAUUUUCUACUAAUACCACAAAUGUUGUAGCCCCAAAACUUUCCUAAGCUUUGUAGCACCUGCCGUGUUAACCUCAGUUUCCCUGGAAUUGCUGCUUUUGCCAGACAGAGUGUUCUAUCCACACCCUUAAAAAAUGAUGUCAGAUACUGUAGAUCUCCUCCUUCAAGCUCUCCUCCUCUUCCUCUCGACCCUGUUGUUAGUGCUGUUCCCUUUCAAGCAAUGUUUACUCAGUUUUUUUUUACUUUCCAUGUGCAGUUGUUUACUUAAUGUGGAGCUCAGUCAUUCCACAUUACGUUAGUCUCAUAAAGAUUUUUAUUUUUAUUAUACAAACCAUCAGUAUUUUACACAUAUCUACAGAAAUACUGUAGUCUAAUGUUACAGCAUGCGGUAUGCUAUGUGUUUAUAUUUAUGCAAACACUUAUUUACAUUUACUUUGGUCAUUUUCUGAUGGUCUGUUACUAUGUUAUUAUAGUUUGGCCUUAAACCUAAUGGAACUCAAUGACUGACGAUGUCUCUGCUAUCAUGUCUGAAGACUUGUUGCAGUAUCCUCUGUAACCAAAUCAACCUCACGUUGUGCCUGGUUAUGGGACAACAAAGACUGGGUCCUGAUAUACUGGCCUGAAAUUAUAAAUGAGUGUCAUUCAUUCUGAGCCAUGCCCUUGUUAUUUGUUUGUUAGAUUACAUAUUUGUCCAUUGGUGUACAACAAGCAAGUAAAUGUGCAGUACUGCAACCUGUAUGACAGUGAAGUUUCCAUUUCUGGUGUCAGGUAAAUACAUUGCUUGAAUGUGCACUUUUAUGUGUGUUAUGUUUAUAUUUUUAAAUAUAUUUAUAUCUGGAGGCUUGUAAGAAGAAUUGUUGAAGAAAUAAAGUAUGAGGAAAUA